CGAUCGAUCCACGGAUGUAUUCUCCGGCGAGAUGCCCGCCGCAGGGACGCAUGUAGCAUCUUACGGGCAACAGUUGUUGGCGAGAUGCGUCCACAGCGUUCUGUGUUUCAGUGCUUGGUUGUUCUCCGUCAGCCUCAUCAGCCAACCUUGGAUUCCUUUUGAUGUCAGCAAUUCCAUGGCUCAGCCUGCUUUCAACUUGAGAAGGAACUUUUUACAUGGCAGUGGGCAGUGGCACAAAAUAAAAUGGGAUGGAAAUGAGAGGAAAGAUCUCACCAGCAUGAGGAAUUCAGGAUCAGGACAAGAAAAAGGAGGUGAUCGAUAGCAACAGUAUCGGAGCCAGUGAGAAGCAGCCACUCCAUCAGGGAAUCAGGGACCGAAAUCCCGAGGGCAACCUCAGCCUCACAACGCACAUCCAUCCCUUGUGCUUGCGCGGCCACCACUGGUUUUCGUUUAAAUACGGGAGGUUGUUGCAGCUCUCACCAUCCUAAGAAAGGACGGAGACACUCGAUCGGUUCGAUCGAUCACUCGUGUGAACCUGAUCCCAGUGGCAGCCUGCUGCAGAGCCCUAGCUAGCUCGCUCGCUCGCUCCUGGAGGUGGAAGCUAGCUAGUAGUCUUGAGCAAGAGAAGCUAAGACGAUGGCCUCUGCUACCCUGCUCAAGUCCUCCUUCCUUCCCAAGAAGUCCGAAUGGGGCGCCAGCAGGCAGGUCGCCGCGCCCAGGCCGGUCACCGUGUCCAUGGUCGUCGUCCGCGCCAGCGCCUACGCCGAUGAGCUCGUCAAGACGGCGAAAACGGUGGCGUCGCCGGGGCGGGGCAUCCUGGCCAUGGACGAGUCGAACGCGACGUGCGGGAAGCGGCUGGCGUCCAUCGGGCUGGAGAACACGGAGGCGAACCGGCAGGCGUACCGGACGCUGCUGGUGACCGCGCCGGGGCUCGGGCAGUACAUCUCGGGCGCCAUCCUCUUCGAGGAGACGCUGUACCAGUCGGCCGUGGACGGGCGCAAGAUCGUGGACAUCCUGGCGGAGCAGGGCAUCGUGCCCGGGAUCAAGGUCGACAAGGGCCUCGUCCCGCUCGCCGGCUCCAACAACGAGUCGUGGUGCCAGGGGCUCGACGGCCUCGCCGCCCGCGAGGCCGCCUACUACCAGGCGGGCGCCCGCUUCGCCAAGUGGCGCACCGUGGUCAGCAUCCCCAACGGGCCCUCGGAGCUCGCCGUCAAGGAGGCCGCGUGGGGCCUGGCCCGCUACGCGGCAAUCUCGCAGGACAACGGGCUUGUGCCGAUCGUGGAGCCUGAGAUCCUCCUGGACGGCGAGCACGGCAUCGAGCGGACCUUCGAGGUGGCGCAGAAGGUGUGGGCCGAGACCUUCUACGCCAUGGCGGAGAACAACGUCAUGUUCGAGGGCAUCCUGCUGAAGCCGUCCAUGGUGACCCCCGGCGCCGAGUCCAAGGACAAGGCCACCCCCGAGCAGGUGGCCGAGUACACCCUGAAGCUGCUCCACCGCCGGAUCCCGCCGUCGGUGCCCGGCAUCAUGUUCCUCUCCGGCGGGCAGUCGGAGGUGGAGGCGACGCAGAACCUCAACGCCAUGAACCAGGGGGCCAACCCGUGGCACGUGUCCUUCUCCUACGCGCGGGCGCUGCAGAACACCUGCCUCAAGACGUGGGGCGGCGCGCCGGAGAACGUCAAGGCGGCGCAGGACGCGCUGCUGCUGCGCGCCAAGGCCAACUCCCUCGCGCAGCUCGGCAAGUACACCUCCGACGGCGAGACCGCCGAGGCCAAGGAGGGAAUGUUCGUCAAGAACUACAGCUACUAAAUAAUUAAUAUAUAUAUAUAUAAUCGAUCGCCAUGGACGACGAUAUAUAUUUAUAUAUAUAUAUAUAUAUAUACAUAAUAUACACUACGGAUUAAAGCAAGGUAAGCGUAUUCUCGGUCGCCAUGAUCGCGAGAGAUGCUGCAUGCGUCACUACUUAAUUAAUUAGCUAUGUAUACAUAUAAUCAUAUGAUGCAUGGCUAUCGGAGAGAGAUUGUAUUAAGAAGUUGGCCGUCGAGGUGGUUUCCCUACUUAAUUAAUCAAUUAUUACCGUGUACAAUGAAUGGAUAAUACACUUUUAUUUUAUGCUGGAACGAA
This is a messenger RNA of Panicum virgatum (switchgrass), 2121 nucleotides long. Its product is annotated as fructose-bisphosphate aldolase, chloroplastic-like. Gene Ontology annotation, molecular function: fructose-bisphosphate aldolase activity. The transcript is spliced from 3 exons. Lineage: Eukaryota; Viridiplantae; Streptophyta; Magnoliopsida; Poales; Poaceae. Gene Ontology annotation, cellular component: cytosol. Gene Ontology annotation, biological process: fructose 1,6-bisphosphate metabolic process; glycolytic process. The record is from RefSeq and is a predicted model, not a curated record. The coding region runs from base 637 to 1806 and encodes 389 amino acids.